CGGAUGUGUCCUGCUGUAUCUUUUUCAUUUUGAGCCUUGCUGAUAUACGCGACCAGUCCCAGGUCCAAAUGACCUCUUUUCAUGGGGUGCCGUUGUAUUUUGUAUAGUCUGAUGACAAGGCUCGUAAAUGGCUUACUCGAGAAGCUGCGAGUCAUGAGGAACUGCUUCGUAUGCUGCCUUCUUGGUGGAUCGCUUUACAACAACAUAGACUGUUUUAGCACAUACAAUAUAACAACGACACAAAAUAGCAAAAGUGCUUAUCACAGCAAUGGAAUAGAUGUUCUGCUUGGCAAUAGAUUAUUAUAUGAGACAGAAGCAUAUAGUGAUAGUCUUAAUAACAAGCAACUAUGCUGGGUAUAUAUGAUUAAGCUUGUCUCUCCGGAGCUUUCAGAGUCGCACUAUUUAAGAAACCAGACAUGUCAGGACGAAAAGCAUGGAAUUCUUUAGGACCCUACAUUCGUGGGCAAUUUCAAACGUCAAUCUCACGAGCACGACCCAUCAUCAAUCCAAGCACCGGCAAAUCAACAAGUGACUACGUCGUCACGGAAGCAACAGUCGACCACGUGAAGGAAGCGCUAGUCAGUGCUCGCCAGGCACAAGCAAGUUGGCAAUCGACAAGCGGUAGCGAACGACGCGAUGCACUUUUAGGCUGGGCCGAUGCACUUGCACGUAAUCGGGAUGCAAUGACUGAUCUUGAACGAUUGCAAACGGGCAAACCACGCGAGGAUGCCGAAUACGAAAUAAACGACACGAUCGAAUGUAUGCGAUACUUUGCUGGCUAUGCCGACAAGCUUUUUGGUCACUCGAUGGUGGACAACACCUUGCACUCGAUCACACUGCGCGAGCCUUAUGGCGUCGUGGGACUGGUAGUCUCGUUCAAUUACCCACUGAUGCUCGCAGGAUGGAAACUAUCACCAGCGCUGGCCGCUGGCAAUUGUGUCGUGCUCAAACCAGCACCGCAGACUCCAUUGACUGCUUUGGCACUUGCUGACUUGGCCACGGAUAUUUUACCUCCAGGUGUGCUUAGCGUACUUCCCGGAGACGCCGAGGUUGGUCGAGCUGUGAUGGACGGCGUAGACAAGGCAAGCUUCACCGGAUCCACCCGUGCAGGACAAGCGAUUAUGCAGCAGCAGGCACAACGGCUCACGCCUUUGACCCUGGAAUGCGGUGGCAAAAAUCCAGUCAUCGUGCUCAAAGACGCCGAUAUCCAAGAAGCAGCAGGACACGUAGCCCUUGGAGCUUUCUCUAACGCUGGACAGAAUUGUUGUGCCGUUUCUCGCGUGCUUAUCGAACGAUCUAUUCACGAUGCAUUUGUCGACGCAGUGAUACAGGAAAUGGAUCGGGCUGUCUACGGCCCUCUAAUCGAUCAAAACCAAUACAACCGUGUGCAAGACUACCUUCAACAACAAAAACCAGCCCAUGUUGGCACAGCCCCAUCAACGCAGCAAACAAUUGGGGGUGGAUUCUUUGUUCCUGCGACACUAUUCACGGACGUACCGGAUGAUGCACCAUUGGCGACUGAGGAGAUUUUUGGUCCAGUGCUGAGUGUCCUGGAACCCUUUGACGACAUUGAUUCGGCAAUUCAACGCGCCAAUAAGUCGCCAUAUGGUCUAGCUGCGGGUGUGUUUGGAAAGAAUCAACGGCAGACACAUCAUGUCGCUUCCAAGUUGCGCACAGGAUAUGUCUGGGUCAACACUUACAACAUCAUGCCUCCGUACAACCCAUUUGGUGGUCGUAAAUUGUCGGGCAUUGGAAACGACCUUGGCCAAGCUGCUUUGGAUGAAUUUACAUUUGUAAAAAGUGUUGUUACUGGCUUAUAAUGAUGU
Molecule: messenger RNA, 1826 nt
Organism: Zychaea mexicana
Lineage: Eukaryota; Fungi; Mucoromycota; Mucoromycetes; Mucorales; Lichtheimiaceae
Product: Aldehyde/histidinol dehydrogenase
Exons: 1
Coding region: 417-1820 (467 amino acids)
Molecular function (GO): oxidoreductase activity, acting on the aldehyde or oxo group of donors, NAD or NADP as acceptor
Source: RefSeq, a predicted model, not a curated record